Molecule: messenger RNA, 4491 nt
Organism: Thermothielavioides terrestris NRRL 8126
Lineage: Eukaryota; Fungi; Ascomycota; Sordariomycetes; Sordariales; Chaetomiaceae
Exons: 4
Coding region: 1-4491 (1496 amino acids)
Source: RefSeq, a predicted model, not a curated record
AUGACUGAGCUCGCGCUCGCCGACCGCUUGAAGCUGUUGAGAUCAAAGCGGACGGAAUUAAGGUCAAUUGCAUCAUCGCGCAAACGCAAGCUGCGCGAGCUCUUCGCUGUUGCGACCGACGAGCACGAUGGCAUUCCCGACCUUGACUCCAGCGACCCGGACGCGCCUCCGACCCGGCCCGCCGAGAGCAAGUUCCUAGCCGAGUUCGAUAUUUGCCAUGGCCGGCGAUUGAACGCGCUCGAUAUACCGGCGCGUCGGAAGCCCUUGUUUGAUGUUCACCAACUUCGCGCGAAAUAUGCAUCGCCGAUCGAGUCGACGUCUUUUUCAACGUCGGUCGACGGUGUGUCGUCCCCAGCUCGGACCGACGGUGCGAAACUCGACGGACCGACCCCAUCUUCUGGGAACACAGGCGAGGAGGCAUCAUCAUGGGUUCCGUCAUUACAUGCCCCGAUAAAGCCCCUAUCAGCCAGCUCCGACGCACUUGGCAUGCCCCAUGCUGUGGCACUUGAAACAUCCCAGGCGAAGAAUGCACCCGAUGCGCGCGGUCCUGUCGCCGCCUUGCCCGCGGCGGAUAACCGGAGCCAGGCACCUGCAGACGAUGAGGGAGAACGAACGUCCCCAGAAGGCUUAGUUACUAUUCCGCAGGUGCCUCGUAUCAACGUCCAGGUUUCCCGAGUUGACCAACCGCCGUUGCCGAUGGAGCUCGACAAGCAAGGAGUCAGAAGUGCUGGAUCUGCCGCUCAAGAACGACGACCCUCGUUUCCAGAUUCUGCGCGCUACCCAGACGCACUAUCAUCUCCAGGCUCCACUGCGCACUCAGCGUUGACCCCGCUGGUUCACGAUGCGUCGGCAGAUACUAGUCCCGAUGUUGAAGGACCUCAAUAUUCGGGGAGAGGAGAGGUGGUAUCGGGUGGGAAACCCCAAGAUUCAGGCCUGCUGGAAGAAGGCGAAGCCGGCGACGCUGUCCAGCCCGUUGCAUCCGCGACGUCGCCUGUCGCAGAUCUUCCACUACCGACAGCCAUCAACAGCGUAGAAGCGCAGCUAUUACGGGAAUCGGCGGCAGCUCAACUCUCCCAUCCCACUAGACCUGCAACAGGCGGUGCGCCAGCUCUCGUCGGACCAGGGCACGAUGUGCCAGCUGCUCGGGACUCGGCGCGGACGUCUCCUCCGAAAGACGAGGUGUUAGGGGACAUCAAAGCUGGGACAACGGCUGUCCGUUUGGACGGCCAGGGGCAGCAUGGCACUACCUUGCCCGGCCACUUGGCUGGGCCCGCUUUGAGACGAGGCAGUGCCAACGACGUCCAGGAGCAAACUGGUGGUGGCUCCGUUCCCAUGGACGUCGAUAGGCAUGGUGCGGAUGCAGUCGGAAACAGAGAGUUGGCUGCAGUUGAAUCGCAGGGUGGAGCUAGCAUGGCGUCGACGCAUGGGCCUCCAGCUGCGUCUACCACCGUCCCGGAGCCCUCCGCCUUCGUUCCUCGCACCACGGCUGUUGAUAGUGCCCGGCCCAGUGAUUCGUCCGCCAGGUCCGGAUCACCCCCCGCAAACUCAGAGCAAGUUUCAGGAGAUGCAAGCGGACUACGAGACCGGCUGGACCAGGCUGCCACGUCUCAGCCCCCGUCCACUCCUCGUCGCCAGCUUCUCUCCGGCAAGGGCGCUCGUGACAAGCGGCGGAUGAGCAUUCCAACCGUGAUCUUCGGCAAGCAGCCUACCAAACCGAAGCCCGCCGACGGCGGUACUGUUAUCGUCGGUCAGCAACGACCGGGCCAGAACCCAUCGGAUGAUUACUUCAUGCCCCUUUUCAUCGAGGGCUUUACUCGGCAGUCGACGUGGAUGAAGCCUAUUGAGAAACUUCUCAAUCAAUCUCACAAGACGAUUUCCACCUCUGACCAGUAUAUCUCGAUGCUCGAUUACCAAGCGUGUAAGAUCCUGCGACGUGUCUAUCAUCUCCAGCAACACGACAAGUGGUCGUUGAGGCAACCGGUACGGUGCCCGGAACCGCCGAGGCCACCAUCCCACAGGGACGUCCUUCUUCAAGAGAUGAAGUGGAUGCGCACCGAUUUCCGGCAGGAGCGCAAAUGGAAGCAUGCGGUUGCUCGGAACCUUGCCUAUGCUUGUGCGGAGUGGGUACACUCGGAACCUGCCCAAAGGCUGGCACUACAAGUGAAGGCGGUCAUCCCGCCGCAACCGGCGGAGGGAGAUGCAAGGAGGAUGAACGGGAGUGCCUCCGAUACUGUGGACGAAGGUCUACCCGAUCUUGUUCAUUCAGACUCCCCGAUGGACCUCGACGAUGAGCUUCCAGAAGUCAUGGUCGACUCUGCCCCUCCGUCGGCCAUCUUCACCCUGCAGGACGACGAAGUCGUAUUUGCCCUCCAGCCAUCCAAAACAGCAGACCUUCUGUUGGAAAAUCUUCCCCUGCACGGCUCGCCGCUCGAGGUUCCGAAGUUCGACGUCGCGGGUGCAGAUUACGACCCAGAUGCCAAGUGGAAACGGCCGGCAGUGCCUCUGAGCAAAUACGUGGAAGGCGAGAUGGUACUGGCAAGUAACGGGACGCGGCGCAAGCGCCGGCGGUACGACUACAUGGCGGAGGACGAGGACGACGACAACGAGGAAGUGGUCUUUGGAGGCGAUCCGGAUGGCGGUGCGGAGUUGCAGGCGAGAGACAAUGGCGUUGCAUUGUUCAAUCCAGAGAUGAAGGGAAUCCGGGAUCGCCUGCACGCUGGCCACCAGUUCCGGCCACCUACUGAGCAUCCCAUGCCGCCACAGUCCUUCUUCGAGAGCCGGACAGCUUCUCAGUGGACAUGGGCCGAGGACGAGCAGCUGAAGUCCCUUGUCCGCGAAUGCUCAUACAACUGGUCGUUGAUAUCGGCCAUGGUGUCUACCCCGUCGGCAUUCGCCUCGGGGGCCGAGCGGCGCACGCCCUGGGAAUGCUUUGAGCGAUGGAUAAGCCUUGGAAGUUUGGAGGGCCUGCCGAAUGACAUGGUGAGGACCCCAUACUUUAAGGCCUACCAAGCGAGAAUCGAUGCCGCGCAGCGGAACAUUGCGCAGCAAAACCAGAAUGCACAGCAGCAAGUCGGACCAAACGGCGCGGUCACGCCAGUCCCCAGGCGGCGGCCGACCACAAGCGUGCGUGUCGAGCGACGCCGCAAUCAGAAGCACCUGGCAAUGAUCGAUGCCAUGCGGAAGCUGGCAAAGAAGCGAGAAACGGCAGCUCAGAAAGCUCAGCAGGCGGCCAGUCUAGCGGCCAUGCGCAAGGCCAACGAGGUACCGAGGCAACAGAUACAGAACAAGACGCCCCGCGAUUACAGCAUCAUGCGAUGGGAACGAGACCAGGCCCUUGCCGAGAGGAUGGCUGCUUACGCACUUCGGCAGGCGGACGCGAAUGCGAGGAGAUUGAAGCAGAAUCUCCCCGGCCAGAUGCCAGUUGCGCCAGGUGCGGUCCCUGCUGCUCAGGCGCAGGCGGCGCAGAUCGCUGCAGCAGCCUCGAUCAACAAUGGCGCGCGCCUCAACGUUCCGGGACAGCUGGCUAUGGCUGCGCAAAACCGUGUUCCGGGACGGGUUUCGAUGCCGGCAACUCCAGGGUCCGUCCCCGCUGCCGUUCAAGCGCGGCUUGCUGGCGGCCUCGUUCCACCGAUCCAGAUGCCAGGCAUACCGCAAGCUCAACUUCAGGCGAUGCAGGCGGCUGCACAGCAGCGAUUGCCCAUGGUUAAUCCCCAACCAGAUAUCAACGUCAUGCUUCAGGCACGGUCCAUUCAACACCAACAACGGGCGGCCAUUCAGCAACUACAACAACAACAACAGCAGCAGCAGCAGCAGCAGCAACAGCAACAGGCUACACAGCAGACGACGCCACAGGGGACGCCGCAGGCACCGCAGCAGCAACAGCCGCAGCAGCAACAGGCUACACCACAGCACCCGCAGCAGCAACCGCCAACAAGCCAGCAGGUGCAUCCACUGCCCCAAGCGAACGGAACGCAGGGCUCGCCCACUCCGUUGCGAAAUGGCAUCAACGGCCUCAACCAGGCGGCGUUCAUGAGUAACGCACAGGCUAUGAUGGCGUCGUUCAAUGCCGCUAAUGGCGGUGCGGGCUUGGCUACCUCGCCGGGUGCUGGCUUGGGUCUUCCCGCCGUGCCGGGUCGACCUCCGGGGCUCGCGCUGCCCCAGAGUAUCACGCAGCGUCUGGCCGAGUUUGAAGCGCACUAUCGGGCUAAGAACCCCAAUCUUCCGCCGGAAACGAUACGACAACUCGCAACCGAACAUUUGGGCCGAAUCAUCGUCCAGAGCCAGCAGCAGGCAGCCAUGAAUGCGGCGGCCGGAGCGGUCUCGCAACAACCAAUGAAUAGCCCUCAUCAAUACGCUUCGCUCUUGCGAGCCCAGCAGCAAGCCCAGGCCCAACAGGUUGCUCAACAGGCCGCCCAGCAGGCUGCCCAACAGCAUGCUGGGCAGCACCAGAGACAGGCGAGCGGAAGCGCAACCGCGGGUCCGGGCAAGUAG